UUUUCCAAAUUUUACUAAAACAGAGCCCUUAUUCCUUCCUAACUGCUUCAUAAAUGGCAGCACCAUCAGAAAGUCUAACCAGCAACCAUGACUAAAAGAUACUGUAGCAGGUUGAGGAGAUAGAAAGAAAUGGAAGCUCACAAUGUGUGUGUUAAUCCACGGUGCAAUAGCCUAUUCCUCAUCCUCCUUGCAUUCGCUUCGAUUACUUCUUUCGCCAAUGCGGAAAUUCACUUCCACGAGUUUGUUGUUCAAGCGACACAAGUGAAGAGGUUAUGCAGAACCCAUGAAAUUAUUACAGUGAAUGGCCAAUAUCCAGGACCAACACUUGAAGUACGAGACGGCGAUUCUCUUGUUAUCAAAGUUACGAACAGCGCGCGUUACAAUGUCACCAUCCACUGGCACGGAGUACGACAGAGAGGAACGCCUUGGGCAGAUGGCCCCGAGUACGUGACCCAGUGUCCGAUCCAACCGGGAGGCACCUACACAUAUCGUUUCACCAUUCAAAAUCAGGACGGAACACUCUGGUGGCAUGCUCAUAGCAAAUGGCUUAGAGCUACUGUUUUUGGAGCACUAAUCAUCUAUCCCAAGUUGGGUACCUCAUACCCUUUCCCGACGCCGAAGCUGGAGAUCCCCAUUCUCCUGGGUGAAUGGUGGAACAAGGACCCCAUUGAUGUUCUAAGACAGGCAACUUUCACAGGUGCAGGUCCAGCUGUUUCCGAUGCGUACACCAUAAAUGGUCAACCUGGUGAUCUAUACAGAUGUUCCAGCCAAGAUACUGUGAAAUUUUUUGUGGAAUCUGGUGAUAUAGUUCAUCUUAGAAUAAUUAAUGCCGCUCUCAAUCAACAACUCUUCUUCAUGGUAGCCAACCACAUACUCACCGUAGUUGGUGCUGAUGCCGCCUACACCAAACCUUUCACAACCAGAACCCUCAUGCUGGGACCUGGCCAGACAACCAAUGUCCUCCUCACCGCCGAUCAGACCCCCGGACGCUACUACAUGGCAGCACGUGCCUAUGCCAGUGCCCAAAAUGUACCGUUUGACAACACCACCGCCACUGCAGUCCUUGAGUAUAUAUCCACCCCUUGCAAACCCAACCAAGGGUUUCCUUCAAUGCCAAUGUUACCACUAUUACCGGCCUACAAUGAUACAGCCACUGUGACUGCAUUCCUAGCCAAGUUUAGGAGUCCUGCUACUUCUAAUGUGAAAGUGCCCGCAGGGAUUGACGAAAACCUAUUUUUCACAGUGGGGCUAGGGCUUGUCAACUGCAACCCUGGUCCUCAAUGUCAAGGGCCAAAUAAUACCCGUUUUGCCGCUAGUAUGAACAAUGUGUCUUUUGUAUUCCCAACACAAGCUUCCUUGCUCCAAGCCUACUACCAAGGUAUACCUGGGGUCUUCACGACAGACUUCCCAGCUGUUCCACCGAUUGCGUUUGACUAUACGGGCAAUGUUAGUCGUGCAUUGUGGCAACCUAUAUUUGGGACAAAGCUCUACAAAGUUAAAUAUGGUGCGAAAGUACAAAUCGUGCUUCAAGAUACAGCUAUCUCCUCAACAGAGGCCCACCCCGUCCAUCUUCAUGGAUACCAGUUCUAUAUUGUUGGACAAGGCUUUGGUAACUUUGACCCAACACAAGAUACUGCCAAUUUCAACCUCAUUGAUCCGCCAAACAGAAAUACCGUUGUCGUUCCUGUUGGUGGGUGGGCAGCCAUCCGAUUUUUGGCUGAUAAUCCAGGAGUUUGGCUGAUGCACUGUCAUAUAGAUGCUCAUCUCACUUGGGGUUUCGCCAUGGCAUUUAUAGUCGAGAACGGAGAAGGGGAAUUGCAGUCCUUUGAACCUCCUCCAGAAGAUCUUCCUCAAUGCUAAGAUCAUCACCAGAAAACAACCAAUGGCAACAGAGAUGCAGUUUUCAACUAGUCCUAAUGUGAUUCCUGGAUUCGAUAUCUUGGCCUUUUUCUAACCCAGAGCUUAACUUAGCUUGAUUUUAAAGCAGAAGUCUAGCAGGCCUGGCUCAAAUGCUAAAUAUUUCAAUCCAGGAAUGAGUUGGAAUCCAAAUUAGUAAGUAGUCAAAUCUGUUUUAACCUGGCAUUCUGCUACCGUAAGCUCAACUAAGGGGGUGGUUGGGAGUUAAUUAUUGCUUCGAUUUUUUAUUGACAGAGCUCAAUAGAAAAAAAAGAUUUAUAUAGCUGACCCCAAUUGAUUGAAACUUAAGACUCGGUUUGGUAUCGUAGAUUAUAGAUAUUUUUGUUAUGAUGAGAUUUUGUAAAAGUGUCUUUGGAUAAAUGUGCAUAAUUGACUUUGUGGAAGCGUUUGUGAGCAGAAGAAAACCAUAAUCCAAAAAGUUGCUCUGGAGGUGAUUUUUACU
Molecule: messenger RNA, 2359 nt
Organism: Rhododendron vialii
Lineage: Eukaryota; Viridiplantae; Streptophyta; Magnoliopsida; Ericales; Ericaceae
Product: laccase-13-like
Exons: 6
Coding region: 130-1860 (576 amino acids)
Biological process (GO): lignin catabolic process
Cellular component (GO): apoplast
Molecular function (GO): hydroquinone:oxygen oxidoreductase activity; copper ion binding
Source: RefSeq, a predicted model, not a curated record